Messenger RNA from Megalops cyprinoides (Indo-Pacific tarpon), 3540 nucleotides. RefSeq names its product cytosolic carboxypeptidase 4-like. Bases 5 to 3517 code for a protein of 1170 amino acids. Gene Ontology annotation, biological process: proteolysis; C-terminal protein deglutamylation; protein side chain deglutamylation. Gene Ontology annotation, molecular function: metallocarboxypeptidase activity; zinc ion binding. Lineage: Eukaryota; Metazoa; Chordata; Actinopteri; Elopiformes; Megalopidae. The transcript is spliced from 25 exons. The record is from RefSeq and is a predicted model, not a curated record.
AGCAAUGUUCAGCUACAGUAAAUACACCAAUUUCACCUGGAGGGGAACCCUGAGGGACUGGGCUGAUGGCAUGCGCAGCGAGCGAUCGCGGCCCUGUAUGGCUACCACAGCCGCCAGCGGGCUGGAGGUGCUCCUCUCCACCCUGCAGGAUGCUGGUGAUGUUGAGAGCACUCUCAAUAUCCUCAGCGUUUUGGAUGAGCUUCUGUCGGCUGGCACGGACAGGCGGAUCCACUACAUGAUCUCGAAAGGUGGCAGUGAGGCUCUGCUCUCGGCCUUGGUGAACACGGCCAGGUCCUUCUCCCCCAACUACACCAUCCUGCUGCCCCUCCUACACCUGCUGGCAAAGGUGGGGCAGAGAGACAGGAGGAUCGGCCUGAAAGCGGAGAAUGCAGACGCAGUGCUCCUGACCUUGAGCCUGCUCCGGCAGAACCUGGAGCAGCCGCGCAGAGCGGCCGCCUGCCUCUGGGUCCUCAGGGUCUUCUGCUCCUCAGUUUCCACAGCUGUCCUGCUUGGAAAUAACCGAUGCCUGGACGUCGUUUUCAAGCUGAUAUCACCCUACACGACGAAGCACACACGCACGGUGAAGGCAGCAAUAGAUGCACUUGGUGCACUUCUAGAUUCAAAGGCGAACAGCCGGAGCGCGGUGGCGAAGGGCUACGUGUCCAGCCUGCUGCAGCUGUAUAAGGACUGGCACAGCAAGGACGUGGGAGACGCCCACCUGCCCAUCCGCCAGGCCCUUCUGCACUGCCUGCACCAGGCCACCAACACCAGCGAGGGCCUGGAGGCCCUGGGGGCAGCGGGGGGCAUCGCCGUGCUCUUCAGCACCAUGCAGACGUGUCUGGCCAGUAAAGGUCUGCAAUCCCUGGUCGAUUCCUCCAUUCAGCUGAUGAGGAAGUGCUACCCAAGUCAACCUGUCCCACUGCCCUCAGAUCAGAGCGCCUACAUCUUUCCGCUGCUUGGGGGCCCUGCUUUGCCCUCAGACACUGACCCAGGCACCCAGGAUGACACCUUGGAGGAGGAUGACAGUGAUGACAGCAAGAACGAGGACCCCAGCAGCAGUGAGAACCUCGCCCAGGUUCCCCACCUGCAGCUGGUAGGGGCAAUGUUCAUCAUCAUGGCUGUCCUCAAGAACAAAACCGCGAAGAAUGACGACCUGGAGACCGACCUGGCCAAACUGCAGGAGCGACCGCCGCCCGACAGACCCCUGGAGCUGCUGGGUCAGUACACACAGCUGUGUCCAGAGCUGCACCACGACUUCCAGGAUUUGGACACAGACUCGGAGGAGGUGGAGGGGGAGGACUCAGAUGAGGAGAAAGGCUUUUCACGGGGGAGGGGCCCGGUCGGGAGGGGGUCUCUGGGUCACUGGCAGGGGAACGGGGGCUCCCAGUGUGGCCCCCCCCUGGAGAAGCAGACCCCUCCCAGGGAAGCGCCGCCUCCCCCUGCCCAGAGAGCAGGAGGGCCCGCUGGGGCCCAGCUCAGAGCCCAGGACCUCCUCAGCAGCUUCCUGCGCCCCCACGGUGCCGGGCAGGACAGCCACAGCGCGUUGGACAGGCUGCUGGAGAUGCACCGGCCCUGCAUCCCGCACCACGACCCCCGCAUCUACGCCUCCAUCGCCCCCCACACAAAGUCUGUGGCUGGCUUCUUCACCCUGGCCUUCCCAGACCUCUGGGGCCACCUCCCACCACAGGGACAGGAACCAAUGGCAGGCCGGAAGCCAAAUGUACAGAGAAAGAAAGUGUUUGAGGACAUCCAGCGCCUAUUGUGUCCCGAGGACAUCAUUGACAAGAUUGUGUUUGACAUGGAGGAUGCCAGCCCUGUCUGUCCCUCAGGACCCCCUGACUCCCUGCACUUCUACUCCAAGUUUGAAUCCGGAAACCUGCGCAAAGCCAUCCACGUUCGCAGAUACGAGUAUGACCUCAUCCUGAACGCAGAUGUGAAUUGUUCUCAGCACCUCCAGUGGUUCUACUUCGAGGUCAGCAGGAUGCAAGCCAACGUCCCCUACCGCUUCAACAUCAUAAACUGCGAGAAGGCCAACAGCCAGUUCAACUACGGGAUGCAGCCGGUGCUGUACUCUGUGCAAGAGGCCCUGGAGGGACGUCCUCGCUGGGUCCGAGCCGGCUCUGAGAUCUGCUACUACAGAAACAAUUUCUGCCCCAGCCAACAGAGAGGCCCCACCUUCUACACCCUCACCUUCACUGUGACCUUCCAGCACAGCGACGACGUGUGCUACCUGGCCUACCAUUACCCCUACACAUACUCCACCCUGCAGACCCACCUGCAGGUGCUGGAGGGGGGGGUGGACUCGCGAAAGGUGUUCUUCCGAAAGCAGGACCUGUGUGACUCGCUGGCUGGGAACCCCUGUCCCCUGGUCACCAUCACAGGCUGCCCGCCGUCUCGCAGCUGGAAACACCUGCACGAGCUCCGCAAGCGCCCCUGCGUGGUUCUGACGGGGCGAGUGCACCCGGGUGAGAGCAAUGCCAGCUGGGUAAUGAAAGGCACCCUGGACUUCCUGUGCAGCAGUGACCCCGUGGCGGAGAGCCUGCGGGAGGCCUACAUCUUCAAGAUCGUCCCCAUGCUGAACCCCGACGGGGUCAUCAACGGCACACACCGCUGCUCCCUGAGCGGAGGAGACCUCAACAGGCAGUGGAUAAAACCCGACCCCAUCCUGAGCCCCACCAUCUACCACACCAAGGGCCUCCUCUACUACCUCAACAGCAUUGGCCGCACCCCGCUGGUAUUCUGCGAUUACCACGGUCACUCCCGGAAGAAGAACGUCUUUCUGUACGGCUGCAGUAUAAAGGAAACCCUGUGGCAGGCAGGAUCUCCGGUCAACACAGCCACGCUGAAGGAGGACCCGGGACAUAGGACAAUCCCGAAAACCCUGGACCGCAUUGCACCAGCUUUCUCCUUCAACAGCUGCAGCUACCUGGUGGAGAAGUCCCGGGCGGCGACGGCGAGGGUGGUGGUGUGGCGAGAGAUGGGGGUGGCGAAGAGCUACACCAUGGAGAGCACCUACAACGGCUGCGACCAGGGGAUCUACAAGGGCCUGCAGAUUGGCACCCGGGAGCUGGAGGAGAUGGGUCUGAAGUUCUGCCAGAGCCUGCUGCCCCUGAGGAUCAACUCCCUGCUCUGCAGCCGAAAACUCCUCGGCCACGCCUCUGCUCUCCUCCAGCUGGAUGACAGCCCCCUGGACCACAAGUCCCACGACUGCUUCGAGGACGAUGAGCCUCCCUGUGCAGAGGAGAUCGAGUACCUGAACGACAACUACCUUCGCCACAGCAGCGACGAGCUGGACGCCGAGGUGGACGGGAAUGUAUCCAGCUCUGAGGAAGAUGAGGAUGAGGAAGAGGAAGAGGAGGCGGAAGAGGAAGAACAACCCAGGAACGGCCUGCAACAUUCUGACAGGAAGUCCCGCCUCAUCACGGGGGUGACACAUAAAGACUGUGUAAAUGCUGUGAGCCUGAGGAGGAACCCGUGCAAUGGUGUGGACACGACCAACGGGCAGUACCUCAGCUAGUGACUGCAUCCGUACUUCUGGUC